Messenger RNA from Mycena citricolor, 1267 nucleotides. The record is from the annotation of a GenBank genome assembly. Lineage: Eukaryota; Fungi; Basidiomycota; Agaricomycetes; Agaricales; Mycenaceae.
UGGUUUCUGAAUGCUUAUGGACAUUGAACAAGCUGCUGGUCAGCAUUUCGAAAGGCCAGCCAAACGGAUGCGCUCGGAAUCCUCCUCCCCAUCCGAGCAUGGUUCUGCCGUCGUGUCGCCCGGCGAGCGAGAUCCCGACUUCUAUCUUUCAUCGGGAGAUUGUGUUCUUCGCGUGCAGAACACGCUGUUCCGGGUACACCGCUUCCUUCUCGAGCGCGAUUCGUGUGUCUUUGCAGCGGUCUUCGAUCUGCCUCAAGGACAACUCGACGUGGAAGGAGCGACGGACGCAAAGCCCAUACGCUUGGAAGGAGAUGAGGUGGAAGAUUUCAGGGCUCUUCUGAAGUAUAUGUAUGCUCCUGCGCUCGACACGCAAGUGAAGCACGUCGCUCUGACGGAGCUUCCCAACAUCGUCCACGUCUCGCAACUCGCGCACAAGUACCAGAUGUCGAAGUGGCAGCAGUGGACUGACCUUGUCCUCCUCGAGCUGGUUCACAAUCACAGCGCCGUCCUCACCGACGACGACAUGGUCGCGGUGUACUGUGCCGCGCAUCUCAAUUCGUUCCAGCAUGUGCUUGAAGCGGUGACGAGCUCGUGGUUGGAGCAGAUCCGCGGGAAGCGGCUCCGCAUCGGUCCGGCUCUCGAUGCAGGAGAGACAUAUAGAGCCCGUUCAUUCCUCGGGGCACUCUACGAAAUCGCUCUCUCUCGCAUGCCUUCAUCUCCCACAAACCUCUUCACGCCGAUAAAUUUGUCCAUACCGGACAUAUCACCCGUCCACCUCGGCCGAAUCUACACCGGCUACUCAUCUCUUUCGCUUUCUUGGCUCGGCCUGCGGCACAGGGCGGCCAGGAUCGACGUCUCUCGCGCCUUGUGCACCCUCAGCUACCACGAAAACACGUGCCAGACGCGGUUCGCCCGCGACUGGGUCGCCGCGGCUGUGGCCGUCGAGAAGGACUAUCCCAACGUUUGCGAUAUUCGCGAACGGCUGACCAAGAUGCGGCAGAUCUUGGACCCUCCCUUUGCGGCGCAUUCCUCCGCUCCGACUGCCUGCGUUUUUGUAUCGCGUGCACCGAAGGAUCCUUUCGUUAAAUUGCUCAACGCCGUCUCGGGUCCCGAGGGUUUGGUCGCUCAUUUUUUCGCUGCUGAGCCUGCUGAGGCCGACGGUCUUUGAUAUGGUAAUCAGAAUCGUCGAUAUAUACAUUCGUCUAAUUAAUACUGUAAAUCCUCGCGCCGUUUGCGCCGAACUAAAUUCGAAAAUGUUGUUCUUUCA